CGAAAUCCACCAACCACAAUAUACUUGUACAUACCACCAUUCUUGUAUCUUUUAGUUUUUUGCUCCUCAUAGGUUUGGGAGUCUUUGGUUAGCUUACCUUUCUUACUACCAUGACCGCCGCUGUACCUUAUACCGACAUCAAUGCCAAUCUCGCUUCCGACUUUGUUGCGGACGCCACAGAAACCGCCGUGUUUCGUCUAGCCGAUAUUCUACGACACCCCGACGACUUGACAAACAAGCUUGUGUCUGUCCGUAAACGCUUCGCCCUUGAGCGCGCAACAAUUGACGCGCAACUGAAAACCGCAGUGGAGAGUCAACUGGAUGAUGCGCAACGAGGACUAGAUACGCUAAGCUCUUCAAAAGAUGAAACGGAGCGCAUAAAAACCAAUCUCUCCAACAUUGAUCAACUGUGUGCUGCUGCUCAAAACACCAUUCGGAAUUAUGGGCGGAUAAAGAGGAUCUCGCGAACCCAUCAAAACUUUGUUGCGACAAAGCAGAUGGUGGAACAAUUCCAGCAGCUAAACAGUCAAGUGGCACGGAUACGAGGUCUACUUGAGGAGGAUUCAAAGGAGCUUCUAGGACCUGCUCCUAAUCUUCUCCUCAUCCACUACAAGUUGCAGCAGCUUGAGACUUUUCGAAAUAGUACCCUGGCCAGAGCACGACGGUCUCCCGCCGAUGUUCUGAAUACUCUUCACGAAUACUUUCACAAAGUGGACCAACUUGAACACGAAUUCGAGGAAUAUUUGUUUCGGCUCGCCCGUCGGACUGUUGAUCUGAUAAAGGGCGGCUAUGCAUCGACGGUUGUGAGGAUGGUGAAGAUAAUAGAAACGGAAGAACGGGCUGAUGAAAUUGCAUCCGUGCAGGAGGUUGUUUCCCCAUCCUCCAUAAACUCGGAUGAUCAUGUCUCCGAUGUAGAUCCGUCACAACCACGGCCAGUCAAAUCCUAUCGCAUCAAAUUCUUCGAUGCCCUACGUGAUGGAAUCGUUGAGGAGAUAACUACGAUGUAUUCCAAAAACAAGGAUGAUCUGUCAAGUUUGUUGGCAGAUUUCGACUCUGUAGUGGAUAAUCUCAUUCUUGUCCAUGAUGAGGUCGUCCCACGUUUCCCGGAACGAUAUAAUAUCUUCCAUUUCUAUGUUUUGGAAUAUCACCGAGCGAUAUAUGAUACCGUCAACAAGAUAACCUCGUCCGCAAUUGACGCUGGGGAUAUCCUUAUGCUUUUGCGGUGGGUGCGGGAUUACUAUUCGUCCAUGUCUUCACGUCUAGACGUCAGUGAAGAACUUCUCGAGCCGCGUUUACUGGAUGGAAAGGAAGAUCAACUAACAGGAGACUACGUGAAGCUUGUUCGCUCGAAGCUUGCAGAGUGGCUUUCUAACAUUCUUCGUACGGAAACUGUGGACUUUCUGGAACGGCGACAUGCACCCGAGACGGAUGGGUCAGGGAAUUACCUUCUUACGGGCUCUGUUAUUGUAUUCCAAAUGUUCAAUCAGCAAGUUGAUGUUGUGUCCUCCUCGUCUCGUGGACAGCUGCUCUUUGAUGUUAUGCAAGAGUGCUGCGUGACUCUUGACGAAUUCCAUAAAGCCUGGACGCGAAUACUAGACACUGAAUAUCAAAAGUUUCUUGAUAAAUCACCCGACCUGGCAGAAGGACUGCCUGACUAUAUUGUGGCACUGGCCAAUGAUUGCCUUCGGAGUAGCGAGUUCUCGGAAUCGUUAUUAGAACGGACGGAACCUCUGAUUGAUGGGUCGUUUCGGCCGCAACUGUCGCAGAAAAUCAAGGAUGCCACAGACGGGUUCAUGAAAGUAUCGCGGCGUGCAUCUCAGAUACUCGUGGAAAUUGUAAUAGCUGAUCUUCGUCCUGCGGUUAAUCUCCUACACUGCCAACCACAAUGGUACGACCAAGAUUUGAUGCGUCUCGUCAUUGGCACUCUAGAGGACUACUGCGAUGAUUUUCACGUAACGAUGGCGGAACUCCUCUUCAACCGCUUCACAACUGAACUCAUGGAUCGAAUGGUUGGCUGCUAUAUUGAAUCUCUCCGAAACAAAAAUGUCAAGUUUCGCAUGCCCAUGGCCACCGAAAAAAUGCGAGCAGAGCUGUCACAAGUCAUUGAUUUUUUCACCCGUUACAAAACCGCGAAGCGUGUCAAAGCGGCGUUUGAAGUCAUGGAGAAAAUUAUCGGCUUUGUGGAGAGUUCUCCCAAGAUGGCUUUCCUGGACUUUUAUUCCUUGUGGAAAGCGUACCCCGACUGUCCAAUUGAAUUUUUUGAGUGGUUGCUCAGUAAGAGGGAUGAUUUGGAUAAGACGCAGGUUAGAGAGGUGAUGGACGCGUGUAGAAGCAAAGCUCAGGAAGAACGGCCUGAGCAAGUACAAGUGCAGCCUACAAUAUUUAGCAAGCUGAAACUAAAAUGAUCAUCUUAUGCCUUUAAACAUGACGUAUUUGUAUGUACCUCGCGGUCCAUGAUACCAGU
This is a messenger RNA of Spizellomyces punctatus DAOM BR117, 2464 nucleotides long. Its product is annotated as SNARE-binding exocyst subunit SEC6. The record is from RefSeq and is a predicted model, not a curated record. NCBI's taxonomy places the organism in Eukaryota, Fungi, Chytridiomycota, Chytridiomycetes, Spizellomycetales, Spizellomycetaceae. Gene Ontology annotation, molecular function: SNARE binding. Gene Ontology annotation, cellular component: exocyst. Gene Ontology annotation, biological process: exocytosis; exocyst localization. The coding region runs from base 111 to 2405 and encodes 764 amino acids. The transcript has a single exon.